AUGCCGACCGCCGUCUCUGCUGUGAGCGUGCGUCACGCUCGCUGUCCGUCGUGAGAGCACGCGUCUGGACCACGUCUGUGCCUCCGCUUGUGACGACUCUCCGCAGCGCGUGUGUGUGCUAGUGUGUGUGUGUGUGUGUGUGUGUGUGUGUGUGUGUGUGAGUGUUGUAAAAAGACAGAUAGAUGUGUAGGUGACAGUGCGACGAGGAUAACACAGUGGAUUACCCGCAGCGAGAAACGACCCCCCGCUAUGAGGAUACGAUGCCCGACGACGGCGACCUGAUGCGGCGACGGCGUGGCCGCGGGUUCGAACCUCGGGCCUGGCAUGCCGUCGUCGUCCUGGUGCUGGCGGCGUGCUGUCUCCCACGCGACGUGCUCGGCGGCAGGCACCGGCACGACCAUCAUGGAGGCGACGCACCGCGGCAGCGAGCAACAAGGCAUAACGGGAUUAGCAAACAAGACGCCUCGACGCUGUACUGGACGGUGGACGAGGACUGGGGCGGCGCCCCGAUGUACCCGCCCAUCGUGAACGUGGCGCCGCACGGUCGCAUCGCGGCCAACGCGACGUGCGGCGAGCGCGGCGAGGAGCGCUGGUGCAAGGGCGGCGGCGCGGGGCUCGGGGCGCCCGGGGGCGGCGCCGGGGGCGGGCCGCGCCGGGGGCAGCAGUGCUCCGUGUGCCAGCGCCACCACCCGGACAAGGCGCACCCCGCCGAGCUCGCCCUGGACGCGGGCUCGGACGGCUGGUGGCAGUCGCCCACCCUGGCCGAGGGCCCCCAGUUCGAGCACGUGACCGUCACGCUGGACCUGCUGCAGCAGGUUCAACGACUACAGCAUUUCCGCGGAUGUAUGAGAGGUCUGACAGUAAACAAUAUGAGCCAGGAUCUGGUUGGAGAUAAUGCUAUGCACCAUCAGGUUGGACAGUGUUUUGCCAAUGUCGAAAAAGGAUCUUUCUUCGCUGGUGACGCUUAUGCUAUUUACAAAAAUAAAUUUGUGGUGGGUGACCUUCUUCAUGUAGAAUUGGAAUUUAGAACUUCUGAAUUAAGUGGUGUUCUUUUAAGCAUAUCAGAGCCGAGGGGAUACCCCGCCAUGUCCCUUGAAUUAAACAAUGGCAAAAUCAUUCUUGCUGGUGAUCUUGGAGACCGCCGGCGCUUUGAAAUUGCUGUAGUAUUGCCAUCGCUGUGGACUCUUUGUGAUAACCGAUGGCAUAGAAUACAAACUAGUUACAGAAAUGGUGAACUUGUGUUACAAGUAGAUGAUUUGAGGCAAAGUCAACCAUUAGCGGAUGAUGGCCACCAUGUAGAAACAAGAACUAACAGCCCUGUGUACAUAGGGGGUCUCCCAGAAGGUGCAUUGACUGAAACAUUAGGUGUAAAAGACAAUUUUAAGGGUUGCAUUCGCAAAGUGAUGAUUGGUGGGGAACGAAGAGACUGGACAGUGAUGGCAGAUCUUCACAACAUUGGACUUGGCUCUUGUCCCUUGGUAAAUUGAUUUGUUAUAAGGGGCCAUCCAUAAAGUACGUCCAACAUUCGCGUUGCGAACCUGCCAAGUUCAGCCAAAGCGAGCUAUCAUAGCGCCUGAUAGGUAGGCAACAUCUUGUCUGCAGUGCAUGCUUGUACUGCGGUGUGGCCUACCACGUGUAUCGCAGGCGCUGAGCACCCGGAAGAUUGCCGAAUGAAUCGGAGAAAAAUGACGUACUUUCUGGACGAUCCCUAAGUCAUUGAUGGUUUUGCUUCAUUGCCAAAGAAGCUGUAUGAAUGUUCCUAUAUGUACUACUUACUUGUAAAUUUAGAUUUAUGUAAUUUAUAGGUCAUUACUAGUUGUUGUUUUUUAUGUUUUUGUUGUUGAUGCUGAGAGUUGUAUUUUAGUUUUUUCUAGAAUUUCAUGAAGUAACAGGAAUACAUUUAAGGGAGCAAUCAGUUUACAAUUGUGAUGUCUGCCUUUUACCCUUGGGACUUAUGUCAGUUUUUAAUAAUUAUUUUUUUGUGAAUAUGUAUAUACAUUUUAUAUUUGUAAUAUAAUUCAUUCUAUUUAUUUGUAUCUACCAUGUAUUUCGUUGUCAAAGUCAAAGGAAUGUUAUUUGUAGAAGUUUCUAUUUUUCCACAUUUUUCCCUUAAAAGGGCGGUAGCUAGUAGAAAGUUAAGGAGACAGUGAAAUGGCAGUUGCACUAUACACAAGAAAUUCUAUUCUGGGACACUUUGGGAAAAAACCAAUGGAUAAAAACUAUAAUAAUGCUAUUGUAGUAGGAAUGCCAUCUGCACUGAGCAAGGUCAACAUUCCACUUUGGAGAAGAUCCGUUCUCCUCCGCACUUUAAUAUUCCAUAGACAUCUAAUCUCAUUAAGAUUUCCCGCUAACAUUUUUGUAUCAUAAAUUUAUACAUAUAUAAUUUGUACAAAUGUGUUUUACUAUAAGAUGGACAAUAUUGUCAAACUGUAUUAAAUACAGAAAUGUAUUAUAAUUACUA
This is a messenger RNA of Frankliniella occidentalis (western flower thrips), 2461 nucleotides long. Its product is annotated as laminin subunit alpha-1-like. The coding region runs from base 261 to 1487 and encodes 408 amino acids. NCBI's taxonomy places the organism in Eukaryota, Metazoa, Arthropoda, Insecta, Thysanoptera, Thripidae. The transcript is spliced from 4 exons. The record is from RefSeq and is a predicted model, not a curated record.